Cuscuta campestris is the source of this 2186-nucleotide messenger RNA. NCBI's taxonomy places the organism in Eukaryota, Viridiplantae, Streptophyta, Magnoliopsida, Solanales, Convolvulaceae. The record is from the annotation of a GenBank genome assembly.
AUAAAUUCAUCCCUCGGAGAUUACCCGGUGUAGUUUCUGGGGUUGGAAAGUGUCGGCAGAAGAGGAUCUGCGAGGGUUUGGCGUGUAGCGACCCGUGUCAGUAGAGGACAACUGGAGAUGCUGAAGAAUCCAUCCAAGGCGCUACUCGACAAAGGGAAUGAUCCCCCUCACAAGGCGACAAGGCAGCUCGAGGACGAAACCAGUCACCUCGCACCACAUCAGCAGCAUGCCCUCACGUGGGCGCACGUGGAGCCAGCGAGGACGAGGGCCUCCCACCAGGAAGGGGAGGCAGAAAGCCAGCCCAGGUUACCGGUGGCGAACCGGUUAACCAUCCCAAACGACCGCGUCCAGCAGAUGGAGGCAAAGCUGGAAAGGCUGGAAAAGAAGGUCGGGGAGAAGAAUGACCGGGACAAACCCCUGGCAGGGUCCCCGUUCACCACAAGGGUCCAUCUGACACCUUUCCCGCAAAAGGUCAAGAUCGACACCCCCAGAUUCACCGGGAAGGAAGAUCCGGAGAUCCACCUGGACUCCUUCAACCAGAGUGCGACCAUGAACGGUUGCACCGAUGGAGAAAAGUGCCUACUUUUCUUCCAGACCUUGCGGAACCGAGCCACUGAAUGGUUCAAUAAGCUUCGCCCGGGAAGCAUUGACUCGUUCAGUGAUUUGGCCUCAAAAUUCAAGGCCAAGUUCCAGGAGAAUUGUACUAAGAGGAAGAAGUUCACCUAUCUUAGUACAUCCAGGCAGAGGGAGUCUGAGAACCUCACUCAGUUCCUUACCCAGUGGAAGGAAGAGGUAGACAAGGUGGAAGAGAUGGACGACAAGACCGUCCUCUCCCUCCUCUUGAAUGGCUUGCGUGCUGGGGAACUAUACAAGGAGUUCUGCCGGAAACCCCCAGCCACGUACCAAGAGGCCUACCAUACUGCAUGGGAGUUUGCUGAAGCUGAAACCCAGCUCCGGGCAAAGAGAGAAGCUGAGCAUGGUCACAAGUCCAAGCCGGUGCAAGUCAAGAAGGAAGAAGCACCGGGACCUAGCCGGCUGAGGUACCACUAUGACCCGGUCAUCCGAGUGGUCAAUACAGAAGAAUGCCAGGAGGUCUGGAAAGCACCGGUCAUUCCUCCAGAAAACCCUACCGGUCAAGUAGGGUGGCAGUGGUCGGGCACCUAUUGUUCGUACCACAGGUCUGAUUCCCAUAACACCUCCGAAUGCAAGAGUGUUAAAGGGGUCAUCCGGCAGAUGAUCGACAGUGGAGAGCUGGGCAAAGAUUACUUGCAGAAAGCCCAGGAGAAGAGUCAUCAGUGGGUUAGGCCAACCGCCCCAGGGAAUGACCGGGACAAUGACCGGCGGAGGAAUAACCGGCCAAGAGAGCGGCAACCUGCCCCCGAAAAAGAACACAUCGGCAUGAUCUUCGGCGGACCCGAGGGUGGAGAUUCAGCCGCGCAGCGGAAGAACUGGGUCCGGAGCAUUUACGUGGGAGAAGUAAGUGCUGAACCGCCCAGGCGUAAACAUACUAAGAGGGAGCCAAUCGUCUUUACUGACCGGGAUCUCCCUCCUACCGGUGAAGAUCACAAUGAUCCAUUGGUCAUCACCAUGGACAUUAAUGGGGUAGAUGUCGCCCGGGUACUUGUUGACACCGGCAGCAGUGUCAACAUCUUAUACCUGGAGACCUUCCAAAAACUCAGAAGAGGAUCUGCGAGGGUUUGGCGUGUAGCGACCCGUGUCAGUAGAGGACAACUGGAGAUGCUGAAGAAUCCAUCCAAGGCGCUACUCGACAAAGGGAAUGAUCCCCCUCACAAGGCGACAAGGCAGCUCGAGGACGAAACCAGUCACCUCGCACCACAUCAGCAGCAUGCCCCCACGUGGGCGCACGUGGUCCUGUCCCCUUAGCCUAGUAUAAAUACUCAUGUAAACCUCACAAAGAGGGAUCCGAAUUCAUUCUCUCUAAAACUCCCUUGUAAAAGCACCCGUGCAUUCUCCGUUAUAAUAUGAAUUGGGCUACAGGUGUUCCACCUAAAGUCUUACCGGUCAAUUUGCGUGUUUUUACCUUUCUUACUUUGCCAAAUCGAGCGAACUAUUCUAGACCCGGUCUAGUAUAGUUUGACCGGUCAAGUAAUUUACACCAUCAAUGAUGACAUAAGAAAAUUGAUAAGAUUAAGCAGGGAAAGUGAAAAGAAAUGGGGGAAAUUUUG